Molecule: messenger RNA, 1968 nt
Organism: Coccomyxa subellipsoidea C-169
Lineage: Eukaryota; Viridiplantae; Chlorophyta; Trebouxiophyceae; Coccomyxaceae
Product: Galactokinase
Exons: 12
Coding region: 101-1621 (506 amino acids)
Biological process (GO): galactose metabolic process; carbohydrate phosphorylation
Cellular component (GO): cytoplasm; cytosol
Molecular function (GO): galactokinase activity; ATP binding
Source: RefSeq, a predicted model, not a curated record
CGAGCCACCGAUCUGGCCUCAAAACGGCCCCAUUAAUGCCGUCCGAAGCUUUGUCGCUCUUUUCUGAAGGAUUUGGACGUAAAUAGCCCGGCUGUUCAAUAUGGCGGACCGCACGGUGGAAGUCUAUCGUGUACAGGAAUUGGAGAGCGUUCUGGACUCCCUCUAUGGAACUUCAGUGGAAGGUGCCACAGAACGGUACGCCAACCUGAUCAAUGACUUCAAGAACAAGUACGGAGUGGCUCCAGAAUUCAUCGGCAGGUCUCCUGGUCGCGUGAACAUCGUUGGGGAACACAUAGAUUACGAGGGCUAUUCAGUGUUGCCCAUGGCCAUCAGACAGGACACGAUAGUAGCCAUCGGCAGAGCAAGCGACCUGAAUGUGCACGUUGCCACUCUGGCACCAGGCUUGACAGAGGAGGAGUUUACCAUUGACGCUGAGCGCAUUGGGGUUGCUCUCCACACAUGGGUCGACUACGUGAAGGCCGCGUACAUUGGCGUCUGCAAGCAUCUGCAGAGGAAUUCAAGCACGGGCCUCAAUCUCCUGAUUGAGGGCCAAGUUCCGCAAGGCUCCGGGCUGUCCAGCUCUGCUGCCCUUGUGUGCGCUACAGCGCUGGCCAUACUUGGCCUGCUUGGCGAGACCGUGCUCCAGGCGGAGGUGGCGCAGUUCACGGCGGAGUGUGAGAAGUUUGUGGGCACAGAGUCUGGCGGCAUGGACCAGGCCAUCUCCAUCAUGGGCGAGCUGGGCAAGGCCAAGCUGGUGCACUUCAACCCGAUCCGCACAGAGGACGCGCCAUUGCCAAAGGGGGCCAGUUUUGUGAUCGCCAAUUCACUGGCGGUGUCAAAGAAAGCGGAGGGGGCGGCCCGGCAGUACAACAUGCGCGUCGUGGAGUGCCGCCUAGCAGCAGCCGUCCUCGGAGUCAAGCUCGGCCUCGAACCUGACGAUGUGAGGGCGGCCCAGAGCAAAAUGCUGGCCGGCCCAAAGGGCAGCGUGACGGGCGCGGAGGCCGAGGUGGUGAAGAAGUACUUGGACAAGGAGAAGUACACGCAAGCGGAGCUGGAGCAGCUGCUGGGUGUCGAGCUGGAAAAGAUGUUCGAGGGCAACAACAAUCAACUGGAUGAACUUUGGCCUUGGUGCUCAGGCUUCAAUCUGCGCGAUCGCGCGCUGCAUGUGUACUCAGAGGCAGCGCGCGUGGUGGAUUUCAAAGCAAUCUGCGACAGCGAAGCCAAGCAGGACGAUGAGCCCAAGAAAUUGGACAAGUUGGCCACCCUCAUGAAACAGAGCCACGCUUCCUGCCGGUACGAGUAUGACUGCAGCUGCGAGGAGCUGAAUCAUCUGGUGGAGGCAAGCAUCAAUGCAGGCGCGCUCGGCUCGCGGCUGACCGGUGCCGGCUGGGGCGGCUGCACCGUCUCCCUUGUGCCAGAGGGGAAGGUGGAGAGCUUCAUUGCCGAAGUGAAGCAGAAGUACUACAUGGCGAAGCUCGAGGCGAAGAAGCUGUCACAGAAGGACUUCAAGGAGGAUGGCAAGGGUGGCUGGGAGCCUGUUGUAGGCUGGAAGAAUGUCAUCUUUGCCUCACCCCCCGGCUCUGGUGGCGCCAUUCUGGACCUCACAAAGUUUGCCUCCUGAUUGCCAAUUUUGCUCUUUGGAAGCGUGUUCUUCCAGCACACCGUAUCGCAGCUGCUUGUCCUUGCCCAAGCCCAUCUGAAGUAGUGAAAUGUAUACGAUAAUAACAGUCGUGCCACACGAAAAUCAGUUCUCGUUGUCUUCGAUCUGGGCCAUGGCUAGAUUUUUGUGUGUACCUUGUCUUCUGGUGAAUAUGGGUCACAGGCACAUCGCACCCCUUUUUGUGUACUUCAAGAACCCAAUGUAUAGGCGCAUGGCAAUCUUUGAGAGAUUUUUGAAUGGAUUGCCAUUUCUGGCACGUGAAACUCUAUGUUACCUUUGGGCAAACAAGUGUAAAAAUUAGUAGCAGC